CGAUCACUCCACUCCGUAGAAGAUGGCGCUGCAUAUUAGGCCGGAUAAUGCGAUCCCACAUCGUCUCCUAUCUGCAGCGGCAGUGCUUGGAAUUUUGAUGGUGCUGCUGCCGGGGCCGGCUGAGGCGCAGCCAUCUCCUGGUUACUACCCGAGCUCAAUGGUGAGGUCCACGCCAUUCUCGCAGCCCUACAGCAUCCUCUGGGGCCCGCAGCACCAGUCUCUCUCCUCCGACCAGACCGCCCUCACCCUCUGGCUCGACCGCUCCUCCGGCAGCGGCUUCAAGUCCAAGCGCCCCUACCGGAACGGCUACUUCGGCGUGUCCAUGAAGGUCCAGCCGGGCUACACCGCCGGCGUCAACACCGCCUUCUAUUUGUCGAACGCCGAGGUGUACCCGGGCUACCACGACGAGAUCGACGUGGAGCUGCUGGGCACCAUCCCCGGCGAGCCAUACACGCUGCAGACCAACGUCUACGUGCGCGGCACCGGCGACGCGCGCCCGAUCGUGGGGCGGGAGAUGCGCUUCCACCUCUGGUUCGACCCCGCCGCGGCCUUCCACCACUACGCCGUGCUCUGGAACCCAGACGAGAUCGUCUUCCUCGUCGACGACGUGCCCGUGCGCCGCUACCAGAAGAAGGUGGAGGCCACGUUCCCGGAGCGCGAGAUGUGGGCGUACGGCUCCGUCUGGGACGCCUCCGACUGGGCCACCGACAACGGCCGCUACAGGGCGGAUUACAGGUACCAGCCCUUCGUGUCCGGGUUCAGGGAGUUCAAGGUGGCCGGCUGCGAGGUCGGCGCGCCGGCGUCGUGCAGGCCUGUGGCGGCGGGGCCUGGAGGCGGGUUGAGCGCGCAGCAGGGUGCCGCCAUGAGGUGGGCGCAGCAGAGGUCCAUGGUCUACUACUACUGCCAGGAUGGCUCCAAGGAUCGCUCCAACUACCCUGAGUGCUAGCCUGCUACUACCUCAAGUUCAAGCUCAUCAGAAACUCGACACAGCGGCGGUGGAGGAGCUGCCCUUCCGUUAUCUUGAAAUGGUUGAGGCGUACGUACCAAUAUAUGUAUAGUGUGAUCGAUACUAUGAUUCGGUUGUGUAUAUGUGUGUGCGCGAGGUCAAGCAGCUGCUGGACGUGUCUAAGCUAUUUGUGAUACGACUUUGGUGUAUGGACUGAACUGGUCAAGCACCCUUAA
Messenger RNA from Lolium perenne, 1182 nucleotides. Its product is annotated as xyloglucan endotransglucosylase/hydrolase protein 31-like. Gene Ontology annotation, biological process: cell wall biogenesis; xyloglucan metabolic process. Gene Ontology annotation, cellular component: cell wall; apoplast. NCBI's taxonomy places the organism in Eukaryota, Viridiplantae, Streptophyta, Magnoliopsida, Poales, Poaceae. Gene Ontology annotation, molecular function: xyloglucan:xyloglucosyl transferase activity; hydrolase activity, hydrolyzing O-glycosyl compounds. The record is from RefSeq and is a predicted model, not a curated record.